AUAGUUAAUUAGUUAUAUUGUGACAACAGUUUAAGAUGGAAGAAACAUCUAGCAACACAUCUAAAGACGGAAAUCAACUGACUACCUUUAGUACUGAUGAAUUGGUUGAAGUUGAUUCUAGAAAAUUAUUUAAAAGUCCGACCAAGUUAUCAGUAUUUUUCGCAAUCUUGGCGAUAUUGUUUUUCAUAAUAAUGGUUGUAUUCAUAAUUUUAUAUUUCAAUAAACAACCAAAAAUAUGCACAUCGCAAGAAUGUUUAAGAACUGCUAGCAAUUAUCGAUCUUCCAUGAAUGAUAGUGUGGAUCCUUGCGAUAAUUUUUACGAAUUCGUUUGCGGUAGAUGGUCCGAAGAACACCCCAAUCAUUUCUGGGAGAGUUCUUUUUACAGUGCGUCUAUAAUUAGGGAAAAAAUCGUCAUAGAUUCUGUAAAUAUUCUGAGUGAAGAAAUGGAUAUCGACAAUGAACCAGAAGCGGUGAAAAAGAGUAAACAUUUUUAUAAAUCCUGCUUAGAUAUUGAAACUCGAGACAAAAUGGGUAUAGCAGUUAUAUAUCCGUAUUUGGAAAAAAUGAAUUUACCAAUCGUGCCGAGUUUUAUGACUACAGGAAACAAAUCGGAUGUUAAAUUCAAUUGGAUGUUGACAGACACUUUGGCCAAACAAAUUCUUCAGAUGGACAUCUUUAUUGGAUAUGUUAUAGGCCCGAAUAUGUUUAAUUCAUCCCAAAAUGUUUUAAGUGUUGGGAAUACCCUUCGGAAAAGCCCUUUACCAAGACAUAAAAUAACAUGGGAAAAUGUUAAAGAAUUUGGUAAUAAAGAUAAUGACACUGCAAAAGAAUUAGCAAGGAAUCUAAAUAUCAACUUAAUUACGUAUGUGAUGAAUGAAUUAAUUUUGAACAAAACGGGACAAAAAGCAGUUGGUGAUUUACUGAAAGAAGCUGCCGAUGUUAUAAUAGAGAUGUCUGAUUUAAUAGAUGAGAUUAUAACAAAUACUACGAAUAGUAAUCAGCAAGAAGAACAAGAAGAAGACAAAUUUUCAAUAACAGUGGAAAAUCUUCAAAAUGAAAUUAUUGAUUAUUUAAAAAAACCGAAUCACAAUUUCUUUACAACCUACUUUAGUUACUUAUUUAACAAUACAAAUGUCACUAUAAACAACGCAUCUGAUCUUAUUUAUGUCACCAAAGGAGAUGUGAAUUACUUGAAGAGAAUCAUGGACUACUUAGCUGAAUUACCAGACAUCAAUAUUGAACUGUAUAUGUGGUGGAGCACCGUUUCUGCAAUGAUGUUUAAUACUUCAAGUGAUAUUGCGAGCUACAUAUUAAAACAAGUUAGUGCGUUUUCUGGUAACUAUACAAGUAUUGUAUCUCAACCAAGGUCUGUGAGUUGUACCUUAUUACUAGUAGAGAGAGGGUUUCUGCAAUACGCCAUUAGCUACGCUUUAGCAGAUCGAUCAUUUCAAAAAGAAACAAUAUCCAAAGUAGAAAAUAUGAUGUUAGAAAUAAAACAAGAGUUUUCUAACAGCGUAAAAAGUUUAACUUGGAUAGAUUCGAAAACGAAAGAUGCAAUUUUUGAAAAACUUAAGGAAAUGUUCACGUUAAUCGGCUAUCCAAACUGGAUGUUUGAAAAAGGCGAGUUGGAUAAAUAUUAUAAAAGUAUUAUUAUAAAACCAGAUACAUUUUUAGAAAACAUGGUUAAUAUUAUAACAUCUGAUGCUAAAGAGAAUAUGAAUUUGUUAAGAGAAACCCCAAAAAGGGAUGAUUGGUGCGGCAAUCCUGCAGUUGUUGAUUCGUAUUAUGUUCCGAGUAGAAAUUCACUAGAUAUAUUAAUGGGUAUUAUACAUUUUCCACUUUAUAAUUUAGGACUUGAGGCUUUAAAUUACGGUGCAAUCGGAACCAUUUUAGGACAUGAGAUGAUUCAUGGAUUUGAUAACAACGGUAGAAAAUACGAUAAGAAUGGAAAUAAGAAGCAAUGGUGGACCAACCAAACUAUAAAAAACUUCGAAAAUUUAACCGAGUGCUUUGUUAAGCAGUACGAAGAUUUUAUAGUACCAGGUGUAAAAGAACAUGUUAAUGGAAAAUUAAGUCUUGGUGAAAAUUUGGCAGACAAUGGUGGCUUGAAUCAAGCAUUUAAAGCAUACACAAAUUACAUACGUAAAUACGGAAAAGAGCCGAAAUUGCCUGGUUUUGAAAAUUACAAUAAUUAUCAAUUGUUUUUUAUUGCGUACGCAAAUCAUUGGUGUACAACUACAAAUGCCCAAGAUUUGAAGGAACGACUUCAUUUCGAUGUACAUAGCCCGCCAUUUAUCAGAGUUUUGGGAGCUCUUCAAAACUCAGAAUCUUUUGCCAAUACUUUUGAAUGUCCAGAAGAUAGUCCCAUGAAUCCAAAGAAAAAAUGUAAAAUUUGGUAGAUACCUACUUAUAAAUAAAACUUUCGUUUUUUGUGAAAAUAUCUCAUUCACACAGUUGAGAUUAUAUUAUAAUACUGUACUGGACUUUUGGUAAAGUGUUUCAUUUUUAUCCAGAGUGA
Messenger RNA from Psylliodes chrysocephalus, 2518 nucleotides. The record is from the annotation of a GenBank genome assembly. Lineage: Eukaryota; Metazoa; Arthropoda; Insecta; Coleoptera; Chrysomelidae.